Messenger RNA from Arvicola amphibius (Eurasian water vole), 987 nucleotides. It is a transcript of the gene Arl16, whose product is annotated as ADP ribosylation factor like GTPase 16. The record is from RefSeq and is a predicted model, not a curated record. Lineage: Eukaryota; Metazoa; Chordata; Mammalia; Rodentia; Cricetidae. Bases 52 to 564 code for a protein of 170 amino acids. The transcript is spliced from 5 exons. Gene Ontology annotation, molecular function: GTPase activity; GTP binding.
CGGGCCUCCCGGUGUCGCAGCUCCGAGGGACGGGACCCCGGAGGACCGGGGAUGUGUCUCCUGUUGGGGGCUGCGGGAGUCGGGAAGACCCUGCUGGUGAAACGCCUACAGAAGCUGAGCUCGGGAGAUGGCAAGGGCGACCUGGGGGACCCUCCGCCGACGCGGCCCACGGUUGGCACCAACCUCACUGACAUCGUGGCCCACAGGAAAAUCACCAUCCGAGAGCUGGGGGGUUGCAUGAGCCCUAUCUGGUCCAGUUACUAUGGAAACUGUCAUUCGCUCCUGUUUGUGAUGGAUGCCUCUAACCCCACCCAACUCUCUGCAUCCUGCGUGCAGCUCUUGGGUCUCCUUUCGGCAGAAGAACUUGCAAAAGCCUCGGUCCUGAUACUCUUCAAUAAAAUCGACCUUCCCUGUUACAUGACCGUGGAGGAGAUGAAGUCAUUAAUCAGGCUUCCAGACAUCAUUGCUUGUGCCAAGCAGAACAUCACCACAGCAGAAAUAAGUGCCAGGGACGGCACUGGCUUGGCAACAGUACUGCUCUGGCUCCAGGAGCAGCACAGAUGAGCAGCUGAUGGCAGGACGGAGAAUUCUGGCUGACCCGGUGCCUGGAGACAAAGACUGACGUGAAGCUGCUGUCAUCUGGCUUCUGAAGAUGCGUUCUGGUGAAGCAGACCCGCCCAGUGUGUCCCUGAGCAACAGGGAUCUGUGCAGGGAUCUGUGCAAGCACAUGUACAGACGCUGCUGUCAUCUGGCCUCUGAAGAUGCAUUCUCUGAAGCAGCCACUGCAGGUGGCUGGAUGUCUUCCUGCUAUCUAGAUAAAAGUGCUGCUGGGACCAGGAAACUGGAUCUGUGCCUGAGGGCUUUGGACUGUACCGCUCCACUGAGCCCAGAUAUUUUUGCUAGUACAAGCUCUGCCUUUCUGAUUUCUGAUAUCCUAACCAUGUUCCCCAGAAAAAAUAUAUAUAUAAAGUUAAUGAGUGAGUAUAA